AUGUUUUAACAGCAUAAUAAUACUAUUUCAACAUCUCGUUCUAAUUCAUCUAUUAAUUAAACUCCAAGAAGAUUAAUACGUGUUGCCACUCCUUCUGGUAUUGACAAAACAAGUGCUAUUAAAAAGAAUGAAGAAUUUCAUAAUUAAUAAAUAGACUUAUAUAAACAAAGAGAAUCUCAUUACAAGAAAAUUAUUUUUGCAAAAGAUUAAGAAAUAUCAAUGAUGAAAUCACAUAUUUAAUAAUUAGAAGAAAGUAAUAUUUAAUUUAAUUAUAGAUAUCAAUCAGAAUAAUCUUUCCAAUCAAAUAUAAAAAUAAAUUUAAGAUUUAACUUAAUAAGUGCAAAUAUUGUUAGAAUCAUACAAGUAUUAUUCUAAAUUACAGAUUUAGUUAAAGAAUUCUAGAAAUUGAAAAUCUUAAAAAAUCAUAAGGUCAUGAUCAUACUGAAUUAGAAAGGCAAGUCUUAUAAUUAUUAAGAGAGAAUUCUUAAUUAAUGAAUAGUCUAACUGUUUCUCAUACUUAUUAAGAUAUUUAAUCAAAAAAGAAUAGUUUAUAAAAUAUAUCCAAAAUCCAUCCAACAGAAACUUCUUGGAAAUAAAAAUUUAUUAAAUUGAAUAAAGAAUAUUAUGAAUUAUAAGAAAAAUAUGCCUAUUUAACAGCUGAAUUAGACAAUAACAGAUUUAACUUUCGUUCUCCUAGUCUAGAAAGCUUUGAAGCUAUUAUUAGAUAAUGA
Messenger RNA from Paramecium pentaurelia, 731 nucleotides. The record is from the annotation of a GenBank genome assembly. Lineage: Eukaryota; Ciliophora; Oligohymenophorea; Peniculida; Parameciidae.